AUGGCGGCAAGCUUGCGCACAAACACCGCGACGACGGCGCUUCGGCCGCUGACCUCGGCGCUACGACCGGCUGCGGGCCGACAGGCGGCGCAGUACCUCCCCCGUGUUGCGCGACGAUACAAGUCCGGUCCGUACGGGUAUACACAGGCCAAGGCGCUCGUGUUCUCCAAGGAGGGCGAGCCCAGCGACGUUUUGCAACUACACACACACUCCAUCUCCCCCUCGAUCCCCUCCUCCGCCGUCCUCCUCCGCGCCCUCGCGGCCCCGAUCAACCCGGCCGACAUCAACACCGUCCAGGGCACAUACGGCGCCAAACCCCCCUUUACACAACUCAUCGGCACGCCCGAGCCCUCUGCGAUCCCCGGAAACGAGGGCGUAUUCGAGGUCGUGUCGGUGGGAUCCAAGGAUUCGGGUUUGAGCAAGGGGGAUUGGGUCAUCCCCAAUGCCAGCUCGUUUGGGACGUGGCGCACGCAUGCUGUGGCCGAGGCGAAAGAUGUGAUGAAGGUUAGCAGGGAGGGGUUGACGCCUACGCAGGUUGCUACCGUGAGCGUGAAUCCGUGCACGGCGUAUCGGAUUUUGAGGACGUAUGGGCCCGGGGAGAUACGGAAGGGGAGUGAUGGUGGGAUGAAGGCUCUUGAUCCUGGGUCGGGGGGGUGGUUUAUUCAGAAUGGGGCGAAUAGCGGCGUUGGAAGGGCGGCGGUGCAGCUGGGCAAGUUGUGGGGGUUGCGGAGUAUCAAUGUCGUCCGGGAGCGGGAGACGGCUGCCGAGACGGAGGCGCUGAAGGAGGAGUUGACGGGGUUGGGCGCCACCGUCGUGGUCACGGAGAAGGAGUUUCUGUCGCGGGAGUGGCGGGAUCGGCUUGCGGAGCUGACGCGCGGCGGGAGGGAGCAGGUCGGUCUGGGGCUGAACUGCGUGGGCGGGAAGUCUGCCACGGCGGUGGCGAGGAGUUUGGGGGAGAGCGGGACGAUGGUUUCGUAUGGUGGGAUGGCGAGGCAGCCGGUCAUGUUGCCUACGGGGCUGUUGAUCUUCAAGGAUAUUAGGUUUGUCGGGUUCUGGCUGAGUAAGUGGAACGAGAGGGAUCCGACGGGGAGGAAGUUUGCGAUUGAGGACGUGUUGGGGAUGAUUCGGGAGGGGAGGUUUAGGGAUGUGCCGGUUGAGGAGGUUGGGUGGGAAUGGGGUACUGAGGAGGGGGUUUUGAAGAGUGCUGUUCAGGGGGCGCUUGGUGGGUUUAGGAAGGGGAAGGGGGUUUUUGUUUUUGGGGAGACGUGA
This is a messenger RNA of Colletotrichum godetiae, 1269 nucleotides long. Its product is annotated as zinc-binding dehydrogenase. Gene Ontology annotation, cellular component: mitochondrion. Gene Ontology annotation, biological process: fatty acid metabolic process. The record is from RefSeq and is a predicted model, not a curated record. Gene Ontology annotation, molecular function: trans-2-enoyl-CoA reductase (NADPH) activity. The transcript is spliced from 2 exons. Bases 1 to 1269 code for a protein of 422 amino acids. Lineage: Eukaryota; Fungi; Ascomycota; Sordariomycetes; Glomerellales; Glomerellaceae.